AUGACUGAUUUGUCGUUAUUCGAUCCCGUAGUUCUAGAGCAUAUUAAUUGUUCUGAGCUAGUUGAGAAGUAUUUGAAGGACAAAGUUGCUCAAACUUCAGAAGUUUCCGUUAAAAUACGUCCGUUGUUAUCAUCUGAUUAUGAUUAUGUCAGUUUACUGAAGCAGUUAACUGUAGUUGGUAAGAUAGAGAGAAGACAGUUUGAUGAGAGGUUCCUUCAGAUGGCAUCUUGCCCUGAUACAUACUUCAUUGUGGUUCUAGUGAAUGAAACAACUGGAAGUAUCAUUGGAGCUGCAACUCUUUUUCUUGAGUUGAAGUUUAUUCACUGUUGUUCAAAAAGGGGACACAUUGAAGAUGUUGUGGUUGACUCCAGAUUUCGUGGAAUGAAUCUAGGGAAACUGCUUAUCGAUAUCCUUAUUCGUAUAGGAAAACACAUGGGCUGUUAUAAAAUCUCUCUCGACUGCAGUGAUGAUAAAGUCGGAUUUUAUGAGAAACUUGGCUUUCAGUCUAAAAAUAAUAUUAUGUAUCUACGAUUCGAUGAGAAUUGA
Trichobilharzia szidati is the source of this 546-nucleotide messenger RNA. The record is from the annotation of a GenBank genome assembly. NCBI's taxonomy places the organism in Eukaryota, Metazoa, Platyhelminthes, Trematoda, Strigeidida, Schistosomatidae.